Messenger RNA from Lepus europaeus (European hare), 2243 nucleotides. RefSeq names its product annexin A4 (gene ANXA4). Gene Ontology annotation, cellular component: cytoplasm. Bases 372 to 1253 code for a protein of 293 amino acids. Lineage: Eukaryota; Metazoa; Chordata; Mammalia; Lagomorpha; Leporidae. The record is from RefSeq and is a predicted model, not a curated record. The transcript is spliced from 14 exons. Gene Ontology annotation, molecular function: calcium ion binding; calcium-dependent phospholipid binding.
AGUCUCCACCCAACAGUGGGGCGGAUCCGUCCGGGAUAAGACCCGCUGCCAAGCCCCGACGAGGGUGUGAUUUGCGUGGAACCGCAGAGGACCGGCGCAGCCCCGUCUCCGCACCAGAGAGAUCUUCUGCUUGGCUGACUGAACUCUGAUCUCAGUAGAGCAUCAUGGCCAUGAGAGAGGGACCACCAGGCACUGAAUGCUGAGCGCACCUGCGCGAGAACACUUGACGGUACUUCAGCAGAGAAGGCCCACUCCCCUGCUGUACCUGCCACGUGCAUGGGCUUCAUGUGGACACAGCAUCCAAAGGAGGGACCAUCAAAGCUGCUUCAGGAUUCAACGCUGCCGAAGAUGCCCAGGCCCUGAGGAAGGCCAUGAAAGGGCUCGGUACCGAUGAGGACGCCAUCAUUCAAGUCCUCGCCUACCGCAACACCGCCCAGCGCCAGGAAAUCAGGACAGCCUACAAGUCCACCAUUGGCAGGGACCUCAUAGAUGACUUGAAGUCAGAACUGAGCGGCAACUUCGAGCAAGUGAUCGUGGGGAUGAUGACGCCCACCGUGCUCUACGAUGUGCAGGAGCUGCGAAAGGCCAUGAAGGGCGCUGGCACGGAUGAGGGCUGCCUGAUCGAGAUCCUGGCCUCCCGGACCCCAGAGGAGAUCCGGCGCAUCAACCAGACCUACCAGCAGCAAUACGGCCGGAGCCUUGAAGAUGACAUUUGCUCUGACACGUCGUUCAUGUUCCAGCGCGUGCUCGUGUCUCUGUCGGCUGGUGGCAGGGAUGAAGGGAAUUACCUGGAUGACGAUCUCGUGAGACAGGACGCCCAGGACCUCUAUGAGGCUGGAGAGAAGAAAUGGGGCACAGAUGAAGUGAAAUUUCUGACUAUUCUCUGUUCCCGGAAUCGAAAUCAUCUGUUACAUGUGUUUGAUGAAUACAAAAGGAUAUCCCAGAAGGAUAUUGAGCAGAGUAUUAAAUCCGAGACGUCUGGUAGCUUUGAAGAUGCCCUGCUGGCCAUAGUGAAGUGCAUGAGGAACAAACCUGCAUAUUUUGCUGAAAGACUUUAUAAGUCUAUGAAGGGCUUGGGCACAGAUGACGACACCCUCAUCCGUGUGAUGGUUUCACGGGCAGAGAUUGACAUGAUGGACAUCCGGGCAAACUUCAAGAAGCUCUACGGGAAGUCUCUGCACUCUUUCAUCAAGGGUGACACAUCAGGGGACUACAGGAAGGUGCUGCUGGUUCUUUGUGGAGGAGAUGAUUAGAAUAAAUCCCAGAAGGAGAGAAGUGUCUCAACACUCUGAAUUUUUUUUUAACUUCAUUUUUCUACACUGCUAUUAGCAUGAAUUUUUCUACACUGCUAUUAGCAUGAUCUCAGAAUGUUCAUUUCCAAUUAAAACGCCUACGGUUGUCUCCUAGGAUAUAGCCUGUCUGUAUUAUUAUUCAUCUGUAAUUAGUCAUAAUGAUGUUUUAAAGUGGUACUUGCAUUUCAAAGCUUUGAAACCUAUGUGGAAAUUUAAAAUUAGAAAUAAAAGUAUACUCCAUGUUUUUAACAGAUUAUUUCCUCAUUUGUGUUUGAGAAAUUGAAUACAUUAUUUCAUGUUUUCUUUCUGGUGAAAAACUUUCAAAAUGGAAGACUGUUCUAAAAUCACUUUCUUCCCUAAUCCUAUUUUUUGAGUGGUUAGUAAUUUAUUCAUUUGAAAUUGUGAGCAUUAGUUAUAAGAAAAGCUGUCUAGUUUUCUUUUUUACAUAAUCAUAGAUUGAAAGCAUCUGUCAAUCUUUUUUUAAGGUUUUAUUUGUAGUGUUGAUCUUUACUAAAAUUUCUCUCAUCAUAUGCCAUGUUGUGAUCGCUGGUUGAAGUACACGAAAAUCAAUUUACCUGAACAAGCUAAAUUGUCGGUGUGGUUAUGCAGAUUAUAUACAUCUGGUUAUCAGACAUAAAUGCUGUACAUUCCACAAUAUGACAGUUAAUGUCUUAAUUCAACUUGAAAGGGAAUGGAAAAAAUUAAAGCUUCAAGUUAGGUAUUCUGGUAAUGAUGAAAAGCUGUGAAGUUACUUUGAUAUAAAGAAAACUUUUUGAGCUAAAAACAAUUUUAAAAAUCUUUUUGAUUUUGUUGAUUUGUAGUAAUUUACAUCUGCAGUAUGCCUUUCCACUCUAGAAUCAUUUUGACGGUGUAUUUGGAUUUCAUUUAAAAGUUCAGUUUGUAUACAACAUGGAAAAAUAAUUUUAAUAAAAAAUGCUGACUUUAAAAUGA